Fomitopsis serialis is the source of this 383-nucleotide messenger RNA. RefSeq lists its product as uncharacterized. The transcript is spliced from 2 exons. Gene Ontology annotation, molecular function: protein binding. The record is from RefSeq and is a predicted model, not a curated record. NCBI's taxonomy places the organism in Eukaryota, Fungi, Basidiomycota, Agaricomycetes, Polyporales, Fomitopsidaceae. The annotation marks the transcript as partial.
CGUUCAUCCACCCAUCUACUCCGCCUUUUGAGGCAACAACUUUGACCAUGCCACCUAGAAUAAUCAAGCGGUUGAAGACACCUAUGGUCUCCGCAGAUUUGAAAGUACGAAAUACGCGCAGUCGGACACGAAGUGGCCUUCAAGACUCAGACAUGUUGAACAUGCCAAUGGAUAUCAUCCAUGAGAUCCUGCGGCAUCUCCUGCCACACGAUCUACUCAGCCUCACGCGAACGUCCAAGGCAUUCCACGCAUUCCUGAUGAGGAAGAGUUCAGCCUACUACUGGAAACAGUCUCUGAAACAAGUCGACGGCCCUCUUCCUCGGUGUCCGAAGGAAUUAAUUGAACCUGCCUGGGUCGCCCUAGUCUUCUCGCCCAUUUGUACG